AUGGAAGCAAUGUUCAGUGCUUUAAAUGAAGCACAAAUUGCUAUGGGCAUAAGUAGUUUGACAUAUCUUCUAGCAACAGAGAUGCAUGCCUAUCUUUUUAGUGGUCAAAUUUAUAUCUUGGAAGUUCUCAAGAAAGUGGCUAGGGAGCAACGCUUCAGUGGCGGCCUGGUCCGGGUGGUGCCCGAGCCUGGUGGCGGUUUCCGAUGGGCGGUGGAGUUGGUUGGGCGAUCCGGCGGUGGUGGAGGCCGGGGAGGGCCAGCGGUAGGGGCUGCAGGUAGUGGCCAUCGGGCCGGUGGGGGUCGGGAGGCGGCAGUCGGGGAGCAGGGGGCCGUAGGCGGCAGCCGUGGGGCUGGCGAGGAUGGGGAGGUGGCAGCCAGGGAGCGGGGGGCCGCAGGCGGCGACGGCGGCAGUAGGGUCACCGAAGGUGGUCAGGCCGGAUGGAGGCUAGAAAAUGGUGCUGGCAAGGGGGCUGGGGGUGCUCCAUCGUAUCCAUACCCAUUUAUGACUGUGGACGCUGAGAAAGUAGCUGCAAGGAAAUAUGAUUAUAUUAUCGUUGGAGGAGGUACAGCUGGGUGUCCUCUGGCUGCAACUCUCUCACAAAACUUCACUGUUCUGUUAAUGGAGAGAGGAGGUUCUCCUUAUGGUAAUCCUGACAUUGAGAACGGUGAUGCUUUCGGCAAGCCAAUGCGAGAAACAGAUAAUUAUACGUCUAUAGCUCAGGGAUUUGUAAGUGAGGAUGGAGUGCAGCUGGACAGAGCCAGAGUUUUGGGAGGAGGAACUGCAAUCAAUGCUGGGUUUUACAGCAGGGCAAGCAUGGCAUAUAUUCGGCGCAUGGGAUGGGAUCAGAAACUGGUAAAUGAUUCGUUUCUGUGGGUGGAGAAAAUGAAUGUCUUUAAACCAGAUCCCCUUUCUCGCUGGUCUUCGGCUAUAAAAGGUGCGCUUCUUGAAGCAGGAGUGCUUCCAUACAAUGGGUAUACUUUGGAUCAUUUGGAGGGCACCAAGAUAGGUGGUUCCACCUUUGAUAACAAUGGCAAAAGGCAUACGGCUGCAGAUCUGCUGAAGUAUGCAAACCCAAAUAAUAUUGUUGUUCUGCUCAAUGCUACUGCCUCCAGAGUUCUUUUCAAAUCGUCAGCAGGAAAGUUGAAGGCUCGUGGUGUAGAAUUCAUAAAUUCUAUUAAUGGUAUUAAUGGAGGUUCUUAUCAGGUAUUAAUUGAUGAGUCAACGCAUUACAGUGAGGUAAUUCUGUCAGCAGGAAGUUUAGGAAGCCCUCAGCUAUUGCUCUUAAGUGGAAUAGGACCCUCCCAACAUCUCAAAAAAUUAAAUAUAUCUAUCCUAAAACAUCUACCGUCAGUGGGUCAAGGAAUCCAAGAUAAUCCCCUUGCAGCAAUAGGAGUACAAUCUCCUAUACCACUUAAUUUUUCUACCAUACAAGUAGUGGGCAUUUUGAAGAAUUCUCAGCUCUACAUAUAUGGUAGUAGCUUUGUGCAGAAAGUUAAUUUGAAUAACUCUACUUUCAUAAACCAAUAUCUUGGCGGAAUCUUUCAGAAAGUAGCAUUUCCCUUAUCUAGAGGAAAUCUAAGCUUAAUUAGUAAGGAUCCUAGAGAAAAUCCUUCUGUUCGCUAUAACUACUAUUCUAAGCCUAAAGAUCUACAGAAAUGUGUGCAAGGACUCAAGGUAAUAGCAGCCAUGCUUGAAACAAAUUCUAUUCAAAAUUUUGCUUAUAAUAAGUCUAAUGGCACAGGUGGGUUACGAUUCACUGGGCCAACUCUACCCAUGAAUACAUCAAACGAUGCAGCCAUAGGGAAGUUUUGUAAAGAUAAUCUCGCCACCAUCUGGCACUUCCAUGGAGGGUGUGGUAUUGGUUCUGUGAUUGACAAGAGGUAUAGGAUCAAAGGUGUUGUUGGUCUAAGGGUUGUUGAUGGUUCCACUUUCAAAGAUGCUCCUGGAACCAAUCCACAAGCAACCACAAUGAUGCUUGGAAGGUAUGUGGGAGUAAAGAUUCUACGUGAACGUAGAUUUCUACAUGAAUAA
This is a messenger RNA of Cryptomeria japonica (Japanese cedar), 2031 nucleotides long. RefSeq names its product (R)-mandelonitrile lyase-like. Gene Ontology annotation, molecular function: oxidoreductase activity, acting on CH-OH group of donors; flavin adenine dinucleotide binding. The coding region runs from base 1 to 2031 and encodes 676 amino acids. The transcript is spliced from 5 exons. NCBI's taxonomy places the organism in Eukaryota, Viridiplantae, Streptophyta, Pinopsida, Cupressales, Cupressaceae. The record is from RefSeq and is a predicted model, not a curated record.